This is a messenger RNA of Trichomonas vaginalis G3, 426 nucleotides long. RefSeq names its product cupin domain-containing protein. The record is from RefSeq and is a predicted model, not a curated record. Lineage: Eukaryota; Parabasalia; Trichomonadida; Trichomonadidae. The coding region runs from base 1 to 426 and encodes 141 amino acids. The transcript has a single exon.
AUGAGUAUCCACACAGUUGCAAAGGCAGAUAACUAUGUUGUUGGUGAAGUUGGCAAGUUCAGUGGCCUCGACAAGUUCGAGAAUGGCAAAGCAUUCCUCGGUCAGGCUCUCGGUCUUACAUCUAUGGAAGUUUCCAUCACAAAGUUCAAACCAGGAACUGCAGUUCCAUUCUUCCAUGAUCACAAGAAUCAUGAAGAAGUCUACAUCAUUGUCUCCGGUGCUGGUGAGUUCCAGCUCAAUGACAAAGUUGUCAAAGUUUCCGAAGGAAGUGUUGUCCGUAUCUCUCCAGGUGUCUCAAGAAACAUCAAGAAUACAGGUAAGACUGACUUGAUUGUUAUCUGUGCACAAGCAGAGAGAGACUCUAUUAAGGCACCAUUUACAGAAGACUUCAUCAUGACAAAGACUGAUGCUAAGUUCUCUAAGUAA